GCGAUGUUUAGGAAAUGUGUUUCAGAGCCUGACCAUGUCCAGGACCUUAGGAUAAACAGUUUAAUCAAAUCACCUUUAAUGAGACAACGGGACGCCGCUUUAGUACGUUGGUGGUUACAAAGCAACCUAAACACACACCCGGAAACAUUGGUCGGACAGCAGAUUUACUGGUCUGUAACUCUGAAAAGGAACAUUUUUCUAAGCCAUCGGAGGGACACGUUCGACGGGAAAUGAAGCUGGAUAACUGAACCACAUAUUUCUUACAUUAAAUGUGGAUAUUUGUUGUGAUUGGAUCGCUAAGCUGAACAGUGUUUUGUGUUAUAUUCAACAAACUGAAUAACAUGUCCGAUAACAGAACGGAACCGGAUUUGUUUCCAACUACAAGCACCACAGAUGGUGCCUUACCGGCCCUCCCUCUGAGUCCCGAGGAGAUAAUGGUACGGGGAAUUUGGAUGGCGUGGUACGAAUGCAACGCUACCGUUAUAUCACAGCCGUAUCCUAGCGAUGGUGGGCUGUACUGUAAUGCUACUUUUGACGGCUGGGACUGCUGGAAUUACACGUCAGCGGGGACAACAAUACAUCACGAUUGCCCAACCUUCCUCAGACACAAGUAUGGCAGUCCUACCGGCCAAGCGUUCAAGCAUUGUCGAGAGGACGGGACAUGGUUGACACACCCAGACACUGGGCGGACAUGGACCAACUAUACCCUGUGUGCCAGCAACAAAGAGACACUGCAGAGAGUGAUCAGUAUAUAUUACAGUGGCUACGCCAUCUCCAUCAUUCUUUCCGUCGCCGCCCUCCUCAUAUUCUCCUUCUUCCGACAACUCCAUUGUAGCCGUGUGACGUUACACAAGAAUCUGUUCGUCACAUACGUUCUGUCUGGGGCGGCCUGGAUCCUCAUGUUCGCUCUCAUGGACAAUCCGGUUAUGGUAAAAGAAAACAAGCCAUGGUGCCAGGCGCUGCACGUACUGACUCAGUACCUGACACUGUGUAACUAUUUCUGGAUGUUCUGCGAAGGGUUCUAUCUCCACACAUUAAUCGUCUUCGCUUUCGCCAACGACAAGCGUCUACUCAUCAUCUGUUACGUCAUCGGAUGGGUUGGUCCACUGAUACCUACUGCGGUAUAUGCGGCAGUCCGAGGUUCUAAGCCGGAACUACGUCAUGGGUGCUGGUCAAGUACAACAGGUGAAAACUGGAUCCUCACCGGACCUGUAAUCUUAUCGUUAGUGGUCAACUUUCUGUUUUUACUGAACAUUUUAAGGAUUCUGCUUUCCAAAUUACGGGCAGUAAAUUCAAAUGAAGCGCAUCAGUCUAGGCGAGCAGCCCGCGCCACACUUAUUCUUAUACCUCUGCUUGGUCUACAGUACUUCGUCAUACCUCUGAAGCCAAAUACCGCGUCCCCAGUCUAUGAUAUCAUAUCCGCUGUGCUCACAUCAUACCAGGGGGUGCUUGUAGCACUAUUUUUCUGUUUCGGUAACGGCGAAGUUAUCAAUGUUGUUCGGCGGAAGUGGAAAGUAAUGAGGGAGAGAUUAGGCAGCGUGGAUAUGAAGCGCAGUAAUACAUUCAACGUCAGUCUACUAGAAACGACCUAUGUUCCAAGGAACGCCUCAGCAACCGGUUCGUUUCACAGAAAAUCAGAGGAUAGAUUAUCACCCGGAAAGGACUCUCGAGAUCGCACAGAAAACACACCUUACACUCCAGUGGUUAGGGAUGAUCAGGAUAAUGGGGAAGUAUGAGCCUUCACGUCUCCACAAUUCAGACAAGAUUGCCAGAUCAAGUUGACUAUUGCUAUAAACUUGAUGAAGAUGAUACUAUUGAUACGGGAUGUUAAUUAAUUCGUGAAUGGACUAAAAGCUACUUUAUAGUGUGUUUUCGAGUGCUUGCGAUACCAACAAAAACAAUUAAUUGGUGUUAUGAUGUUCUAUCAGUUGUUCACAAUACUUCUACAGCUGGAUCUUAUACUAUGUGUUCAUUAAAUAUAAACGCCCCGCUGUUCUAUCAUUUUCGUAGAUAUUUGAAAUGUUGGUUUUAUGAAAUCUUGGCAAGAGGACAUCUUCUGGUUGUUCUAUCUAGCGUACAGAGGAUAUACGCGACAGAUUCUUUAAUAUGUUCUCAUUAAAACGUCUUUUUUGGCUGUUCUUCCUUGAAAAGAGGAGACAUCAUCGUUAGACUGUUCGACAAUGUGUUCACGAAAUAUUGUAUUCUAGCGGUCAUAGUCACAUACAACAGACAUCCACGUCAGACUGUUCAACAAUGUGUUUAAGAGAUAUCUUAAUCAAGCUGUCAUAGUCACAUACAACAGACAUCCACGUCAGACUGUUCAACAAUGUGUUUAAGAGAUAUCUUAAUCAAUCUGUCAUAGUCACAUACAGGAGAAUCCACGUGAGGCUGUUCAACAAUGUGUUCACUUGAUAUCGUGUUCUGGCAAAGACGCAACUUUUCUAUAAUAUGUUCACGGGAUAACGGAUCUCAAGGACAGGGCAUAUCCAUCUAUUUUUAUUCUGUAAAAUGUCGUCGACGUGUAAACGUUUUUUUCGAGUAUGUGAGGCUUUGUAUCAUUUUGGAUGAAUAUGGAUGAGCUUUGUAUAAAAUAUACCUAAGACUGAUGUUUAAAAGGUUGUUUAUUUUCUGUUUAAGCAUUGCAUGCAGACAUGUUGAUAUGUUAGUAUAAUACAGCUUUACAUUACAACAUCAAACAAAAACCAAAGUUAAUAACCAACCAUAUCAAAGUUGAUAACCAAUCAUAUCAUAGUUGAUAACCAACCAUAUCAAAGUUAAUAACCAACCAUAUC
Molecule: messenger RNA, 2792 nt
Organism: Pecten maximus
Lineage: Eukaryota; Metazoa; Mollusca; Bivalvia; Pectinida; Pectinidae
Product: calcitonin gene-related peptide type 1 receptor-like
Exons: 13
Coding region: 342-1736 (464 amino acids)
Biological process (GO): cell surface receptor signaling pathway; adenylate cyclase-modulating G protein-coupled receptor signaling pathway
Cellular component (GO): plasma membrane
Molecular function (GO): calcitonin receptor activity
Source: RefSeq, a predicted model, not a curated record